GAGGCAGAAAAGUAUAUGUUUUAAAACCUCUCGUGACUGGGGGUACUUCUGAGAGAGUGUGCACCUCCGAUAAUUGGAAGCAAUCAACCACCGACGACUGUUCACUGUUGAGAAACCGUGAUUGGGCGUGUAAGUUGUUGAAGGAAGCAGAACAGCAACCCUGCUGCUAAGGGUCAGAUCAAGCAGAUCGAAAUCGGUGAAACAUUCCAGCAGUGUCGGCAACACUGCAAGUGACAAAGAGAAGGAACAUUUAGCGCAACUGUUGUGUAACAAUCGCCGUCACCCCCGUUCGAUGUGUGUUAAGUAAAAUGAUCAACGAAAGCCGCUAAUCCGCUACCGACAUUCACCGUGUGACAUAACCUCGAAACCAUGGAUCUACCAAAAGGAGCCAAAAUCACACACGCAGGUCUGCUGCAGCACACUCCCGAUGGCAAGAAGGAGAUCCAGAAGAUUACCCAGGCCGGGCUGGUCGCCCGGUCGCCGGAGGGGACUGCAGCGAAAGGGAUGAACAUCCGGGGCAACGAAGAUUUGUGGGUGGAGAUUCAGGCGAACACGUUCAAGAACUGGGUGAACGAGCACCUGCGGGAGUCCGGGAUGCAGGUCACGGACUUUCACGACGAUUUCUGCGACGGAACGUACCUGUGCGCGCUGGUCGAGGGCCUUCAGAAGCGUCCACUGAAGCCGUCCUGGAACAAGCGCCCCGCCAAUCAGCACCACUAUCUGGAGAACGCGACGACGGCGUUGAACGCCAUCGAAGCGGACGGGGUGAAGCUAGUCAACAUCGGGAACGUGGACAUCGUCAAUGGGAACGUGAAGCUGAUUUUGGGGCUGAUUUGGUCGCUGAUCGUGCGGUACCAGAUCGGUCGGAGCAAGUUCCCGCCGAGGAAGCUCAUGUUGGCGUGGCUGCAGGCCGCGCUUCCGGACUGUAAGGUUUCCAAUUUGACGUCGGAUUGGAAUAGUGGAGUGCUGCUGUCCGCGCUGUUGGACUACUGCGAGCCCGGGUUGUUCCCGCACUGGCGAACGCUGGAUGUUCACGAUUCGGUGCGGAACUGCGAGCGAGCGAUGAAUCUGGCUUAUGAAAGGUUCGGAAUACCGAAGGUGCUGGAGCCGGAAUACCUGGCGUCGGGUUGGCUGGACGAACUGUCCGGAAUGACGUACUUGUCGUACUUUAUGAAGCCUGACGGACCUGGGUACAACGCGACCAUGCGGUGGGUCAACAGUACGAUUAAGCGACCUGUGUCCAACUUCACGACGGACUUCAAUGACGGAAAAGUGUUCUGCGAAAUCAUCAAGGAUCUGGGCGGACCCGUGCCCGACCCGGCCAAGUUGAGCUCCGACCCCAUCAUGUGGGAGAGCAACCAGAACAAGGUCAUCGAGGGUGGCCUGAAGCUGGGCGUCAAGCCCGUCCUGUCCGCCAAGGACAUGGCAACGGCGGACGAGGAGCAUCUCGGAGUCAUGGCGUACACCACUUGGCUGCGCUGGGUGAUCCCGAGACCUCCGCUGGCGGACAUGUUCGCCGUUCAUCUGGAAAGCACUUCCGGACGAGUUGGCGAGCAGACCCGUUUCCGGGUGGAGGUGCUCUCGCGGGAGGUUGAGCUGUCCAAGGUGAAGGCGUACGUUGCGACGCCGAACAGCAACACGAUGCAGCCGGUGAAGUUGAACUCGAAGGGCGAAGGUUCGUACGUGCCGGACAAGUACGGAAUGCACGAGAUCGUGCUGGAGGUUGAUGAUAAUCAAUUGGGUGGUCAUUUCUUCCGCGUGUUGCCGCGCCUGGUGCACGUGGCCCCACCCGGGAUGGCUCCGUGCGCCCUCGGCAGUCUUGUCGAGGUGCUGGUUAACGCUACGGGUGCACCGAAGUCGGAGGACAUCCUGGUGACGGCGUACAGCCCGUCGGGGCGUCCGCUGAAGUGUCCGCUUAAGAAGCUGGACCCGGGACACAGUGCCAUAUUCAAGCCGGACGAGGCCGGCGUCUGGGAGAUUGCCAUAACGUACCAGGGGCGCCACAUCCAGGGCGGACCGUUCACGUGUUCCGUGUUCGAUCCGUGCGGCGUGUCGGUGCACGGACUGGACGGUGCCAUGCCGCUGCGGGCGCACUCGUUUGAGGUGGACGCCCGCGGGGUCGGGGUGAGCGGGGAGCUGCACGUGGACAUUGUGCACGAGAAGCGCUCGCUCGUUUGCUCGGUGGAGAAGCUGCAGGAGAACAAGUACCAGGUGACGUUUCUACCGCGGCAGAACGGGAAGCAUCGCGUUUACAUCUACUUCAAUGGGUACGAUGUGAAAGGAUCACCGUACAUUAUGCGGGUUGGAAGUAAGGGUCGCUCGGGAAAGACUAGAAGUAGCCCUAGUCACGACAACCGAAUGAGAUCGGAGAGCCCGUCGUAUCAUUUCAACAGCUCUUCGUUGAACAGGAAGAACGAGUCUUCGCUUAAGCGUGAAAUUUACUCUCCGCAGACGGUCCAAACUACCAGGGAGACGUACAGUAGCCGUGUUACGUCUCCGUUACGCGAGAGUCCUUCGCCGAGGGAGAUCCAACGCAGCGAGUUUAAGAAUCUAUCGACCGACAAUAUUGACUAUGGGUUCAAGAAGAGCACGGAAAUGUUGGCGAGUGACUUCAAGACUCCCCCGAAGGACGACGCGUACAACUACGUUAAAACUAUUCGUACGGAAAAUCACGUAACGAAGACGAUCCGCUCGCAUCGCGACUCGGAAAGCCCGAGCCUGAUCCGCGCUAGUCCAGGGCUGAAGAGUCCGCAGACGGUGUCUUCAACGAUCUACGAAACCAACUCAAGAAAUGCUACCGCUAGUCCCAAGUUCUUCACUUCAACGACCCGUUACGUCCCGUCCCCGGUAGAUCACCGCAUCUCCAGCCCAAUCAACAUGCACGAAAAGAACGAAACGUACAAGGUAACCGAGCGUGAGUCCUCGUACAAGAGCACCAUCACGCGCGACGUAGUCCGCGAUAGUCCAACGAUUGACAUGUACAAGACCGCCCCGUCUGCCGUAGACUACUCGUCCAACAUUCGGGUGACCGCAAACAACAACGGACCGUCGCGUCGUGACAGCCGCGACGUAAUCAACAAAACCAAGCACAUGUUUUCGCACAACUCGCUGGAAUCGCUGGCCAAUCUGACCGAGAAGCAACUCAACACGGACCUGACGUACGACCGCGCCGUAGACAGCCAGACCGAGAAAAACACACACUUUAACAAGUUCUCGCUGGGGGAGAACAACCACCGUCCCGCCGACCGCAAGAUCAUCGAAGACGAGGGCUUGUACCGUCCCGGGGGUUACCUAAAGAACUACAAAACGGAAUCGUCGUCGAACGAGCGGUACGAAAAGUACACCACGCUGAACAGCGGCUUCGAGCCGAUCGGGCGGGACGUCACCGGGGCGCGGGCAAUCCGCGUCCAGGACAUUCCGGACGGCGUACUCGGCAGACCGGUGGAGUUUGAGAUCGACGGCUCGCAGGCCGGCUCGGGCAACCUGGAGAUUCUGGUCAACGGGGGGCGCGUCACGUCGGCCGUCCGAGCCCUCGGCAAUCAGCGCUUCAUCGCGAGCUUCACGCCGCACGAGUCCGGCGUGCACACGGUGCAGAUCACGUUCAACGAGGAAACCGUGCCCGGGUCACCGUGGAAUAUCAACAUCAUGUCCUCGCCGGGGCUGACCGCGCUCGGUGAAUCCACCCGGCUGGUGCCGGCCAACGUGCCGGCGGUUUUUGAAGUGCUGCCGCCUCCUGGGGCCUCGAUCCGGGGCAGUGACUGCGUCGCGACGGUGCUCUCGCCCAGCAAGAGCAAGGUCAACGCGCGCGUCACCCACGAGGCGGCCAACGGGGCACUCCGGAUCGAGUUUGUCCCGGCCGAGGUCGGCACGCACAUUAUUGAGGCCUCGAUUGGGGGCACCACGUUGGUGGGCGGGCCACUCAUCGCCAAGGUGUACGACUCGAGUCUGAUACAGGUGACGGACGUCAACGGGGGAGUUGUUGGGCAGCCGUGCCAGUUCCGGGUGGAUGCCAGCGCUGCGGGCGAGGGUCAGCUGGAGAUUUCCAUCAACGAGGGAGAAGUGCCGAACCACGUGCAGGUUGUGGGUGGUGGGAGAUGUUUAGUUUCGUUCACACCGGAACAGGCCAAGCCGCACCUGAUCGAUAUCAAGUUCAACGGAGAAACCGUCAUUGGAUGUCCGUUCGUGUGCUCCGUGGCCGACACUAGCCGAGUUCUGCUCAACCUGUCCAACCUGGAACUGAUUCCGGUAAACCGACCUGCCUCGUUCCACAUCACGGUCAGUGGUGGAGGAGCGGCCGAGCUGGCCGUUAGCGUUCGUGGACCCCAGGGAGAACUGCCGGUUCGCGUGACCGGAGAUAUUCACGCCGGCUUCACGGCUGAAUUCACCCCGAACCAUGUAGGGGCGCACACGAUCAACGUUGAGUACAACGGCUACCCCGUACAGGGAACGCCCUUCGUGGCCAAGUCGUACGACGCGACCAAGGUAGCGGUCGGAUCAGUGUCCAAGGGCACCGUUGGCAGACCGGUUCAGUUCACCGUCGAUGCCGGAGACGCCGGCGAAGGAAAUCUGGAGAUUACGAUCUCCGCCAAAGGCCAUAACAUCCCCACCCAGGUGCACCCACAAGGAAAUGCCAAGUUCGCCGUCUCGUUCGUCCCGGCGGAACCGUGCGAGCACAUCAUCAACGUCAGCUUCAACAAGAUGCUCGUGCCGGGCUGCCCGAUCACGGUCAUUAUCAACGGGGGAACAACCGGACCGCAGGUGUCCCUCGGGGGACCCGGUCCGCUCCACUUGCCCAAUUCGCUAAUCAUAAACCACGCCGGAGGCCGACUGGAGGACAUCGAGGUCAACGUCGAAGGACCGUCCGGCCAUUCGGUGCCAGCGCAGGUCCUGCAGACGGCGGAUGGAGUGUUCAAGGCGGAGUUUGUGCCGCGGGUCGUUGGAGAGCACCGCGUCAGCGUGACCGUCGAGGGACAACCGACGGUGGGCAGCCCGUACUCGGCGAAGGUCUACGACGUCACCGCGAUCAAGGUGAAGAACGUCAACAAUGGUACCGUCGGCAAGCCGGUCGUCUUCUUGGUGGAAACCUCCCAGGCCGGGCCCGGAAAUCUGGAGGUGACGGUCAACGGGGGGCGCGUGCCGACGUCGGCGCAGGCCCAGGGUCAGCACACGUACGCGAUCAGCUUUACACCGCGCGAGGCCCAGAACCACACCGUCGAGCUGCGCUUCAACGGGCAGGACGUGCCGGGCAGUCCGUUCACCUGCAAGGUAUCCCCGGCGGCCCGCAUCGUCACGAACGACCUGAUGGACAAGGUCAGCGUGGGCCACGUGUUCGAGUUUCUGGUCGAGUCGGACAUUUCACCGGUGGUGGAGGUCCUCGGACCAGCUCGUCGAGCGGUUCGCGCCGACGUGGUUCCGGCGCCCGCCGGCUACAAGGUCAAGUUCGAGCCCAUCGAAGUGGGCGAUCACUCGGUUGAAGUGCGCCUCCCGGGCAGUGGCCACGUCGAGGGCAGCCCGUUCCUGCUGAAGGCCUAUUCCGCGGAGAAGGUGGUGGUUACGGAUAUCCGGCCGGGGGUUGUCGGGAAGAGCGUCAGCUUCGGGAUCAACGCUAGCCAGGCUGGAGCGGGAAAUCUGGAGAUCAUCGUGGCGGUUGGCGGGAAGAACGUGCCGAACUUUGUGCAAUCGGAGGGCAAUGCACGGUUUAAGGUGAACUUUAAGCCGACGGAAGCGGCGACGCACUCGCUGUCGGUCAGGUUCAACGGGUACCCGGUGCCCGGGUCGCCCUUUGCUUGCCACGUGACGCACGCUCCGGUUUCGCUGUCCAAGGCGAUCGCCAGUGGGGAGUGCUUGCGUCAAGCUCCGGUCAAGUGCGAGAACAUAUUUGAGCUGGAGGGAUUCGACGGGAUCGAUCCUCAGGUGUUGAUCACAUCUCCGUCGGGGGAUACCGUUUCUUGCCGAGUGACUUGCAGGGAUGAGGUUCACUUUGCUUCGUUUGUACCGACUUCGGUUGGGCGGCACUUGAUCAGCGUGACGGCGAAUGAUCAGCACAUUAAUGGUUCGCCGUUUUCUUGCAACGUCUUCGACGUCUCACGGGUUGCGAUCAGCGGGCUUGAUCAUCAUAACACGAUGGCUUCGUUGGGAGUUCCACUGACGUUCAGCGUUGACGCCGCCGGUGCUGGCGAAGGAACGCUGGAACUGGUGGUAUCAACGGCAACAAGCACGGUUAAGGCCGAAGUUACGGCCUGCGCUAGAGGUCUGUACGACGUAACGUUCGUGCCACAAACUUGCGAGGCCCACUUUGUCAACAUCACGUUCAACGACUUGCCGGUGGAUGGAAGUCCGUUCCGCUGCGAGGUUCAGCAAAACACCCAGAACGUCCAGGUCGGCAACAGCACCUUCAUCGAGCUGAUCGGCGACGAUCAAACCGUUGAGAUUUACGACCCGGAGAACAAGAUGGUACCGUUCACGCUGUCUCGCAAGUCGGCCGAGUUCAAGGCGACCAAAAUCGGCAGCUACAUCAUUCGCUACGUGGACGCGGAAACGCGAUCGUUCAUCGCCGCUCGCACCAUCAACGUGUUCGACCCGUCCAUGGUCAAGAUCAUCGAGGUCAGCGAGGCGUACUGCCACAAACCGGCUUCGCUUGCGGUUUCGAUCGCCGAUGCUGGCACUGGGACGCUCACUUCGGUGGUUCGCUGCGGAGGGCUUGAGGUUCCGCACUCGAUUCGGGGACCCACCAAGAACGGAACGUGGGAGAUUGUGUACCAUCCAACGCGCGUCGCUCCGCACAAGAUCAUGAUCCUGUACAACCAGGUGCCGAUUGCGAGCAAACCGAUUGAGAUCAACGUGUUGGCGCCGGCUAUGAGCAAGGAGAUCACCGUCAACGGACUGGGGCUGUACCAGGCCCGCGUCGGCAAGACGACGUCGUUUGCCAUCGACACCGUUGGUCACCCGGCACGCGAGUUUGACGUGGUCGUGUCCGGCCCGGGAGGUCAAGCGCUACCGGUGCGUUGCUACCAGACCAAGGGUGGCCAUCUGCAGGCCGAGUUCACCGUGCAGAAGGUUGGGCAAUGCUUGAUUGACGUGCUGCAUCAAUCGAAACCUUUGCCGGGAAGCCCGUACACGUGCGAGUCGUACGAUCCUUCCAAGAUUCACCUGCAGAAUGUGCCCAAGAUGAACCUGUGCACCAACUCGCCAAUCUCCUGGCACGUGGAAUCCGAAGCGGCCGGCGUAGCGGAAAUCGAGGUGACGGUACUCUCGCCAACCGGCCAGAACGUCCCGGUCAAGCUGACCCAGCAGGAGGAUUACGUGCACCAGAUCGAGUUCUUGCCGCUGGCUGCCGGUCACUACAAGGCGACGGUGGUCUAUGGAGGGGAAACUGUGCCCGGAUCGCCGAUCACGUUCGCCGUGCAGGCUAUUGGCAGCAAGACCGACAGCCACGCGUCCGGAAAUGGGCUGGAGGUGGCGCACCGCGGCAAGGAGACUUCGUUCGUGGUGUUCUGCCCGUCGAUGCCGAACGUGCAGAUCGAGCGGUGCGACGAGCAGGCGGAGAGGAUCGAGCCGAAGAUCAAGAAUUUGGGCAAUAACGAGUGGAAGAUCUUCUACACCAUUUUGACGGUCGGGGAGUACGAGAUUAGGGCCAGUUGUACGAAUCGUGGGCCACUGCCGGGAUCGCCGUGGACGAUCGCGUGUUUGGAUCCGUCGAAGGUGGCCCCGAUUGGAGGUUGGGGAAGUCUGCUGGAUAGCAAUGGUAAGCUGCUGCUGCCGACGAAGAUCGCGUUCGAUACGAGCAUGGCUGGACCGGGAGAGUUGACCUGUUACGUGGACAACAACGAGAUUAGCGUUGAAAAACAAGGAAACGGAAGAAGUCUGAUGUUUUUGACGGACGACGGGCUGGCCAAGGGAGAGCACAGCUUUGACUUGACGUGGUCGGGACUUCCGAUCUCGCAGAGUCCUGGCUAUGUGUUUGUCACAGGCAAUUCAUCCGCCGCCGAUAAGGUGGUCCUCACAGGUCGAGGACUGACCUCCGCUCAAGUUGGUGAAAUUUCCCACUUCACGAUCGACGCCACCGAAGCGUUAUCCGGCAAACCCGAAGUUCAGAUGACCUUCGACGACGGCGAAGCCCUUUCGGUGACCCUCCUCCAGCCCCGCCCCAACGAACUGAUCUGGCUGGCGUCGUACAACCCGCACAAAUCCACCGGUGGUCCGCUCAACCUGACCGUCGAAUGGAACGGUCGCAUGAUCAAGGGCUGCCCGCUCACAAUCUCCGUUGGACCGGCCGUUGACGCGGCCAAGGUACUCUGCUCGGGCGAGGGUCUUCGCAACGGCGUCGUCGGUCGCGACAUCAAGUCCUGGAUCGACACCCGACGGGCCGGUCCCGGCGAACUUACCGCACACUGCUCAGGCCCGCGCAAGGUCGCGUACUGCGAGUUGUACGACCACGGCGAUGCCACGUUCACGCUGAACGUCAAGCCCCAAGAACCCGGACGGCACACGCUCACGAUCAAGUACGGUGGCCAACACGUGCCCGGAUCGCCGUUUACGCUGCGAGUCGCCGGGGCUCCCGACGCUAGCAAGGUGCGCGUGUACGGACCCGGAAUCGAGCACGGCGUGCUCGCAACCUUCCAGUCGAGGUUCAUCGUGGACACGCGUGGAGCCGGGGCGGGUCAGCUGACGGUGCGCGUGCGGGGUCCGAAGGGAGCGUUCCGCGUAGAGAUGCAGCGGGAAAGCCAGAAGGAUCGAACCAUUUUGUGCAAGUACGAUCCCACCGAGCCCGGAGAUUACCGCGUCGAGGUCAAGUGGGCCGGCGAGCUGGUGCCCGGAUCGCCCUUCCCGGUGCUAAUCUUCGACACCCAGGAGGAGCUCAAGCGAUUCUUGCACGUCAAUUAAUUGUAUCGUAACAUUUUUAAAGUAUUUUUUGUGCAGUUUAUAUUUUUACGCGUAAGAUGUUGACUAAUUUAUUAGACAAGAGUUACGAAAUAUUACAAAAUAAAAGAAAAACAGAAGAAAAGACGUUUAAUAUUUACAUCGAUUACAUUUAUUGCAUAAUUUAAUUUUUUUUGCUGUAAUAAAAAUGACCAAUUAGAUUAAAA
Culex quinquefasciatus (southern house mosquito) is the source of this 9086-nucleotide messenger RNA. It is a transcript of the gene jbug, whose product is annotated as filamin-B. The record is from RefSeq and is a predicted model, not a curated record. The coding region runs from base 370 to 8883 and encodes 2837 amino acids. Gene Ontology annotation, molecular function: actin filament binding. The transcript is spliced from 16 exons. NCBI's taxonomy places the organism in Eukaryota, Metazoa, Arthropoda, Insecta, Diptera, Culicidae. Gene Ontology annotation, biological process: actin cytoskeleton organization.